Messenger RNA from Leptosia nina, 6903 nucleotides. Lineage: Eukaryota; Metazoa; Arthropoda; Insecta; Lepidoptera; Pieridae. The record is from the annotation of a GenBank genome assembly.
AUGCCGUCGAGUUCGAGAAAUGAUUUGCCAAAACCUAAAAUACCCGGGGACAGAAUUGUUAUUUCCGGGAUGUCAGGUUUGUUCCCGGAAGCGUAUAACGUGAAACAAUUCGAGGAAAUCCUGUACAAUAAGAUCAAUCCCGUUACAUCCGAGAACUGCCGCUGGAAGUAUGACCAUCCAGAAGUGGCACAGUAUACUGGAAAAGUUCCAGACUUGGAGCAUUUCGAUGGUCAAUUUUUCAAGGUCCAUUAUCGAUUGGGGAACGCAAUGGAUCCCAUGUCCAGAAAAGCACUUGAGCAAGCGUUUCAAGCUAUUUACGAUGCGGGUGUUAAUUCUGAUGAUCUAUCUGGUAAGAAAGUUGGUGUCUAUAUAGGAUCCUGCUUUUCUGAAGCUGAAAAGGGUAAUUUAUACAUCACUACUUCAAGAACUGGUUUCGGUAUUAUGGGAUGCAGCAAAACUAUGUACGCUAAUCGCAUCUCGUAUUGGCUAAACGCUAAAGGGCCUUCAAUAGCUGUAGACCAGGCCUGCUGUAGUUCUAUUGUGGCUCUGGAACUAGCAUACAAUUCCAUUCUUCGAGGGGAUGUCGAUGCUGCUAUUGUUGGAGGUGCAAGUUUGUGUCUACUACCACAGUCUUCUGUCCAUUUGAGAAGAGUUCUCGAUUUAAACAAAGAUGGAAAGACAAGAUCGUUUGAUAAAAACGCCUGCGGCUGUUCGAAGUCUGAAGCCGUCAAUGUUUUGUUUCUUCAAAGAGCUAAGGACGCGUUAAGAGUUUACGCUGAAAUCGUCCACGUUAAAUCUGAAUUUUCCGGCCUGCCUGAAGGUGAAAACGGCCCAAAAUUCGGCUUCUACCGUCAACCUGAAAAGGUCAAAGGAUUUCUUAAGAAGUUCUAUGAAGAGAUCAAUGUUGCACCGGGUGAAGUGGAUUACCUUGAAGCAGUGGGGUCUGCAACACCUGAGAACGACAAAAUGGAGUUGGAUGUUAUAGAUGACGUGUUUUGUAAGAAACGUAGUAGACCAUUACUUGUCGGCAGUGUACUAUCCAACAUCGGGUAUGGUGAAGCAGCAUCAGGGAUUUCCUCAAUCACGAAGGUUAUACUGGGAUACGAAAGAGGAGAAAUUGCAUCGAACCUCCACUGUGACAAUCCUCGAGACGACGUUGAGGGACUAAAAAAUGGGAAAAUGAGUAUUGUCACAAAUCACAGUCCCUUGAAGCCAGGAUACGCUGCAAUCAAUGGACUUUCCAUUACAGGCGUAAAUGCCCAUGUUCUUCUGCACGGCUGUAACAAACCUAAGGAUUUAAACAGAUACAAGUCCAGCAUCCCCCACCUUGUAACAAUAUCAGGUCGGCAACAGUCCGCUGUAGAAAAAAUAUUAAACGACCUAAAGAGCCGCCCAAUAGAUCCAGAGGAAUUGGCAUUGUUCCAUAACAUCCACAAGGCCAAGAUCUCUGCACAUUUAGGAAGAGGUUUUACAAUUCUAGACAAAAACGAAAACAACGAAACGAUAAGCUUAGCAGAGAAAGCAGAUUAUUAUGAUGAUACCACAAGUCCUCUGUGGUUCGUCUACAGUGGUAUGGGCUCGCAGUGGGCUGGGAUGGGAACGCAACUCAUGCGCAUACCAGUUUUUGCUGCAGCUAUUGAAAGAUGUCGUCAAGCAUUGGGACCAAAAGGACUAGAUAUAGUACACAUAAUUACUACACCGGACAAGACUAUCAUGGAUAAUAUUCUUCACUGUUUUGUUGGAAUCGCUGCCGUGCAAAUUGGACUUACGGAUGUGCUGAAGGAAUUGGGACUAGUUCCUGAUAAGAUAAUUGGUCACAGUGUAGGAGAACUUGGAUGCGCAUACGCCGAUGGCUGUCUGACAGCGGAAGAAAUGAUCUUAUCUGCUUACAGUCGUGGCCUUGUGUCUGUACAGACACCAUUUAUAAAAGGUUCUAUGGCUGCUGUUGGACUCGGAUAUAAGGAGGUGUCAAAGUUGAUCCCACCAGAAAUUGAAAUAGCGUGCCAUAAUAGUUCUGAAUCAAGUACGCUAUCUGGCCCAGCGGAUAAAAUGAAACAGUUCGUGCAAUCUUUGGUUGAGAAAGGAAUAUUUGCUAAGGAAGUCCCUUGUUCCAAUAUUGCGUAUCACUCUAAAUAUAUCGCCGAAGCAGGUCCCGGACUCCUAAAAUAUUUGAACGAUGUCAUCAAAACUCCAAGACCUCGCAGUGACCGUUGGGUGUCAACAUCGAUACCUCAGGACCGAUGGAACGAGGAGCUUGCCAAGUAUUCAUCUGCAGAGUAUCAUACGAAUAAUUUAUUGAAUUCCGUAUUGUUUGAAGAAACCUGUAGUCUCAUACCAAAGAACGCGGUGCUUGUAGAAGUAGCUCCACACGGGCUGUUGCAGGCAAUUUUAAAGAGAGCGUUACCUUCGUGUGUUAAUAUUCCUCUUACUCGCAGAGGGCACUCAGACAAUGUCGUUGUCUUACUGGAAGCUAUUGGAAAAUUAUACAUGGAAGGAUAUAAUCCGAAGAUAUCCACACUGUAUCCCAAGGUGGAGUUUCCUGUGUCAACGGGGACACCAAAGUUGGGGCAUCUAGUGGAGUGGGCACACACUGAGAAGUGGUUUGUAUCUCAGUACGUUUCAGCUUCAAAAAAGCAAGCCGUGGCUUGUAAAUUUUUAGUAUCAGUUCAUGACGAUGAAAACAAAUACUUAAAGGGGCAUGUGAUAAGAGGAAAAAACCUAUACCCAUUUUCUGCUGCUUUAGUCUCCGUAUGGGACACAUUUGCAAUGCACAAUGGUUACGAAAAGAGAAAUGUAUCUGUUCGAUUUAGUGACUUGCACUUCCUCGCUCAGCCUGUAUUGCAUUAUAGAGAACAGUUAAAAAUUCAAGUUAAUAUCCACAGAGGAACAGGAAAAUUCGAGGUUUUGAAUGAAAACAUAGUGGUCGUUACUGGUUAUAUAAAUCAGCAUUCGGCAAAAGAGAACUUCAAGCAACAUAAGAUAGAUAUUGAUACUAACGAGUCUACGAUCUUGAAAGCUAAUGAUGUUUAUAAACUACUUCACACAAGAGACUUCAAUUAUAGCGGUGAUUUCCAAACAAUUCACACUACAAGCACCAACAUGACUGAAGCUACUGUACACUGGAAAAAUAACUGGAUUUCUUUUAUCGAUGGCCUCUUACAAUGUAAUGCUUUAAGACGAAAGGAUAAAGUUUGCUGUCAGCCAGAGUUCGCAAGAAACAUUACUAUUGAUCUUCGUCAUCACAAAGAUAUACUUUCGGAUCAAGAUGAUGGUAUUUUACCUGUGGAAAUCUCCGAUGUAUUUGAUAGAACAAGGUGUGGCGGAGUUGUCAUACACAAUCUGAGAUUCCAUGAUGUAGUUGUAAACAGCAAAGACGACAUUAUAUUAAAAACGACGCAGUUUGUUCCACAUUUUACCACAGAUUAUUGUAAUGAAACUAUUGCUCUGAAUACCUUUAUUCAAAUCAUUGCCGAUAAUAUUUACAAAGAUGAAAUUACUUUUAUGGAAGUUAUUGAUACAAAAUUGUCUAAGUUUAAUAAUUUAGAUACUAUCGCCAAUAACAUCGUUCCUAAAUUUAAAUAUCAAACAAAGUUAGCAAAUGACAUAAAAGCUACCAAUAAAAUUGAUGCGGAUGUUAUCCUUGUCACUAACUUAACUACAAAUGAGACGUUAUGUAAAACUUUUUACAAAAGUGUAUCGCCUAAUACUUUUAUUAUAAGCAAGGAGUAUAAAAACGAGACAAAAACGCGACCAGAUGCUCUAUUUACUGUUGUGUCUCAUCACUUUAUUGGAGAUAAAGUUAUUAAAUUAUUAAGAUGGCAACCAAUAAAUUCUACUACGGGAACUACCUUCGCUACUGUCCGAUCAGAGUCAGAUCUUAGUCAUUUGUCAAGCACCUUAACCGCUUUACCGAAAAAUCAAAAACUCAUGGUAUUUUCUCUUUACCCACCAAUAAGUAAUUUAGUAGAUUCUAUAAUAAAUUGGCGUAAGGCUAAUCAUGACGUAAACUUGCUAAUGAUUAAUAAUGAAGGUAACGAAGAACAACAAGUCGAAGCACUCCCGAAAUCGGAUUUGGCUAUUGCUGCUUUAAACAAGGACAUUUGGGGGGGAUAUUACAAUAUUCCGAUAGAAAACGCAAGCCAACAGAUUAGGGAUGUGGUUUUAGAAAGUUCUCAGAUUGGAGAUAUUGGAUCAUUAAAAUGGGUUGAAGCACCACAAGUUUCAAAUUCUAAUGGAAUAAAUGUGAUGGUCCAUUAUGCUGGUAUCAAUGAAACUGACAUCAAAAGGGCAUUAGGUGUAGUUCCAUUAAAAGAUACUGAUAAAAUCUACUAUGGAAUGGACUUUAGUGGUGAAACAACAAACGGUACCAAAGUAAUGGGCUUAACGAAUAAAGGUGCUGCAAGGACUUCGAUUAAGGCUAAUCCAAAUCUUUUAUGGCCAGUUCCUGAUCAUUGGUCCUUAGAAGACGCUGCCACUGUGCCUCUAGCGUAUUGUCUAGCCUUCUACUGCCUCGCUAUUAAAUCCAAACUUGUACCUGGUAUGCGGGUACUCAUUCACGGUGGAAGUGGAGCGUUGGGCCAAGCUGCUAUAUCUAUUUGUCUAGCCAACAACUGCGAAGUUUUCACUACAGUUUCAGAUAGCAGCAAGAAGCAUUUCCUGAAAAGGCUGUUUCCACAACUUAAAGAAACCAACAUUGGUAACUCAAGAGACGUAACGUUUGGGGAUAUGGUCUUGGGCAAAACGAAAGGCGUAGGAUGUGACAUCAUUAUGAGCUGUGUUAAGGGUGAACUGAAAAACAUAUCCUUAAAAUGCUGUGCCGCAUCAGGUUUGAUGAUUGAUACGAGUCUCUUGAAAAACAAAGAAAAAUUCAUUUACGGAAUGUACAAUAUGACGAAAAGCAGGUCGUUUAAAGUUAUAGACUUUUCUCCGGUAUUCGAAAAAGAGCACGAAGGAGAUUUGAAACUCCUACAACUUCUGGUAAGCGAAGGCAUAGCUCGUGGGUAUGUCCGCCCGCUCACACGCGUCGUCUAUAACCCCGAAGAAGUGUCAAGAGCCUUCCGCCUGGUAGCUGCUAGCAACCAUCGUGGUCGUGUCCUUAUCAACAUGAAGCAAAAGAUAACUGCAUAUAAAACUCGGCUGAGCGUCUCACCUGACAAGUACCAUGUUGUUAUUUCUGACGAAGAUAUAUUAGUGAUAGAAUUCGUCGGCCGUCUUGUUGAAGAAGGUGCAAGGAAGAUACAACUGAUAUGUGCAAAGGGUUCUAAUUUCUUAAUGUACAAGAUCAAGGCUUGGAAAGAAUUGGGAGUUGGAGUGGAAGUGACUGUAAAAGACAUUUGGAAUAUAUCCAAAAUUUCUGAAAUCCUUGAUGAUCCAAUAAAAGCGCAAGUUGAGGGUAUUUACACAAUCGUAACAAAGAAGAGUGAUUCAGCAAAAGUUACUAAGUUCUUAGAUAACUUGGAUAAGAACACGCAAAAGGGUUGUACAAAAUUAAGAUACUUUGCAAUAAUCAAUGAAGAAAGCCACAUUGGGCAAGACAUUUGUGUAUCGAGGAGCAAGAGUCUUCUACCCGCUAUGCAUGUGACGCUACCGCCUUUAAGAUGCACUGAUGAACCCCAUAAGCAACGUACAAUAUCUAUUAAAUCCGCAAUUGAAACUAUCGAACGUGCAUUAUUAUCACCAUACGUCAUAAUUACAUCCGAAAUACCAGUAAGAAAUACAUCAUUAAGUAAAGAAGUUGCUGUUUUAGCAGGAGUAACGAUACCAGAAACGGUAGAUGAAACCACAUCCUUUAUAGAUCUGGGUAUGGAUUUGGUAAAAUCUCAAGCAAUACGCACAUUCCUGGGAGAUAAGUAUUAUAUACAUUUGGAUGAGGACCAGGUUCCGAACUUAACGUUUGAAAGAUUACAAAAGUUCGAGGAUUUAUCAACGGAAAAAGUGUUCUAUGAUACAAAAGGUUUAGACACAUUCUUAUCUUAUGCAGACAAUGAUGAACUUUUAGCUACCACGGAGAUGGUAUUUCUACCAACAAUGACAAAUACCACUGCUAUGCGGCACGAUGAGUUUGAUGCAAGCCAGAUAUUCCUGUGUAUAGUCCCCGGUAUUGAAGGACAUCAUCAACGUUUUACCAAAAUGUGUGAGCGAUUGAAAUUACCCGCGAUGGUGCUUCAACCAAAAUUGGGGGAACCUAACGAGACCCUUGAGGAGUUAGCGGAAAGACUAACCCAGAUAUUGCUUAAUCAAACGGACUUAAAGAACUUCUACCUCCUAGGUUAUGAAUCUGGAGUAUGCAUUGCUCUAGAAAUGGCUUCAAUUCUUGAAAGCAAAGGUCUCACUGGGUUAGUGUAUUGCCUCGGCGGCUCUCCUAAAGAAAUCAAAAAGCAAAUCGACUUACAAUUAAGUGAGUACAAAGAUGAAACCUGUCUCAAAGGAGCUAUUACGAAGCAUCUAUUGAAAAUGAUGUCUAAAGUAGAUACGGAUAUCGUCACUGAUAUCUUCCAGCGAAACACUCCACUGAGUGAAAAAGUAGACAAUAGCAUCCGAAAGUUUAUCGGAAAAAUAAACCAUUCAGCACAAUAUGCAAAAGACUUGAUUGAAGGUACAUAUACUCGUAUUAGCCAAGUAAAGAAUUAUAGACCGAUACCAAAGAACUUGCGAUCAACGCUUAUCCUGAUUAAAGCUAAUCUUUCUGAUGAUAGAGUUGGAGAAGAUUCUUUGAAGGGAUUUUCUCUGAAGCCUAUUGUUGAAUAUGAACUUAACGCUCCUCUGGCGUUUACCUCGCAAGACUUACAAUGCGCUGCUAUUAUAAAUAGACAUCUUAGUAAAGAUGUUUUGGAUGAUUUUGAAAAACGCAAUUUGUGUGAAACAUACGAAAUUACAUGCAGCAGUUCAACGGUAACUAUGUAA